This is a messenger RNA of Brachypodium distachyon (stiff brome), 2930 nucleotides long. Its product is annotated as WPP domain-associated protein. Bases 428 to 2530 code for a protein of 700 amino acids. The transcript has 5 exons. The record is from RefSeq and is a predicted model, not a curated record. Lineage: Eukaryota; Viridiplantae; Streptophyta; Magnoliopsida; Poales; Poaceae.
GCUAGGGUUUCACGCCGAGGAAAAGGGGGCAGUAUGAUUUUUCCUGUUCUUUGCUUUCCUCGAGCGAGCGCCGCCACCGCUGCCGAGCGCCCCAGCCCCAUCGCUCCGUCGCUCGUCUUCCUCCUCGUGCGAGCUCCUCCACCGCAGAUAUCUAUCUCCCCUGCAAUUCUCUCGUUCCCGACCGUUUCUCCUCCAAUCACCCCACGAACAGAUCCCGCCCUUUAGCUUCCCGUUGCAUAUCCUUAAUCUUCCCCAAUUCGUAACUGAGGCAAAAAUCAAGGUAGGGCGGCCGCCCUACCUUGCCCUACCGGGUCCUCCGCCCUUGGUUAGGUCUUAAACAGUACUCCGUAGUUGUUUUAAUAGUUUCCUGUUUUACCCUGUUUGACCGAUUAGAGUGGCGUGCCUACAAACCUCAAAAUAAGUAAACAUGACAGAGAGCUUGGAUGUGCCGCUCAGUAAUACCAACGGAGUUGACACUAUUCAGGGUGAACAAAGCUUGGGUGUGCCACUCGGUGAUACCAAAGGAAGUGGCACUAUCGAUAGUGGACAGAGCUUGGAUGUGCCACUCAGCGAUACCAAUGGAAGGGCCACUAUCCAGGAUGAGCAUUCUUCUGAUGAAAUCGUGGAUCAGGUGGAUACCUUUUGGGAUGAGGUAAAUGCCAGGCUCCGCAUUGCAAGAAUUGAAGAAGAUAUCUCAAGUUCCGUGAUGCAUUCUGUCAUCAGAGGAUUUGUAAAAGAUGUAGAGCAAAAAGUAGUCCAGCAGGUUGCUUCCAAGGAUGAAGAGAUAAUGAUGCUGAAUGAAAAGCUGCUGCGGCUUGGACAUAGCAGCUUAAGUUUGCCUGAGGGUCGGGAUAGAAAAUAUGAUGAAAUUUAUAGUCUUCGCCAGCAGCUUGAUGCCAUUUCGAAGUCACUCAUGAGUUCUGAGUGGGGGUUUUCAGGAUCGCCGUAUAACUCUGAAGGUGCAGAAGAUGUGAGUAAACAUAGAGGCAAGGAACAAUCCUCUAGAAAUGGUUCAACAAAGGAAGAAAAUCCUGAAGCCUCUCCUGAAGUUGUUUUUGGUGAUCUGUCAUAUCUGAAGCACAUGGAUCGGGAUGCUCUAAUAGCCCAUUUUAUUAAAGAGAUGAAUAAUAUGAAAAUGCGCCAUAAUUCAGUCGUGGAAGAUAAGACAGAAGAGAUAAUCUUACUAAAGGGGAAGCUCCUAAAAAAGGAAGGAUCGAACCCAUCUAAUUUACGGAAUAACAAAGAAUUUGAGCAAAUGAGGAAGAAAAUUGGAGAAGCUAUGGCAAAGUUGGAUGGGUUUCUCGUGGAGAAUAAUAAGAGAAGUACUUCUGGCAUCAAGGCGGAAGCAUUUGCUGACCAAAGAGAGAGGAGCAAUAUUGUAGAUUCUGAAAUCCAGCAGAUACAAGGUGCUGCCACUAGUAAUGAAGAAGCCUGUGGCUUUCGAACUCGGGAUUCAUACUCUGUAUCCAUGAAGGAAGAUCAUGUAAGGAAAAUUGGAUUGUUAGAAUCUGAUAUUGAAGAUGCCAGGAUCACAACCAUCAUUAGAGAGGAGAUAGAAAUGCUUGUACUAAGAGAGUUCAUUAAUGAAAUAAAAAUGGGAUUGCAUGGUUAUGAGAUGGAAUAUAAUAUGAAGCAAGACAUCUGUGCAGUCAUUCAGAAUGAAGCUGUAGCAGAAGCAAUGUUAGACCUCAAUUCUUCAUUGUUGAAGUGCAAUGAGGAAAAAACCUGCGCCGAAGCAGCAUCAACUCUACAAAAGCAGGAGAUUGAGAAUCUGAAGCUAGCUGUGGACUCCUUGAAUAAAGUACUAAGGGAAAAGGAGGCAUUUGUGUCUCAGAUUGAAUUGGGAGCAAUGAAGGAUCAUAUAGAUUCGUUAUUCCAUCAGCUUGAUUUACUAACAGAUAAAGUGGAAAAGCAAGACUCUUGUAUAUCUGAAAAGAACAGGGAGUUUGAUGUCAUUGUAGGCAGGCUGGAGCAAGCUCUGCAACAUGUUCAUCACAAUCAGAUCAAUUUGAAUGACUUGCAUGAUAGAUUUCGAAAUGCUAGUGGCUGUCUAAAUGAGGUGGAGAAACAAAAUCAAGUUUUACAUACCAUCAUCAAAGAAAAGGAGAAUAUAUUCACAUCGACCAUUUCUAAAGAAAAGGAGUUCAAAGAAUGCGUGACAAGUCUUGUUCGAUCCAUGAAAGAGUUUGAAAAUUUUGUUACAGAUCAACAAACUGUCAUUGCAAAUAAAGUUCAGCACAGUGAAUUAAGGUUUUGCUUAUUGAAAGAACAAUGUAAGCAUCUCACGAAAGAAGGCAAUCUUUUAAAAAAGAAGGCAUUGCGAUAUAAGGAGAUAUCUGAGACAAGAGGUUCUAAUCUUCAGAAAGCUGAGCUUGAGGUGGAUUUACUUGGUGAUGAGGUUGAGGCUUUAACGGAUCUUCUUGCAAAAAUCUAUAUUGCACUCGACCACUAUUCUCCGGUUUUGCAACAUUAUACUGGGGUUAUGGAGACUUUGAACAUGAUCAAGAAACACAUAAGCAUAGCGAAGUAAAAAGCCUAUGCAGAUUUAUACCAGCUGAUCUAAUGUUCAUAACAGUCUUGGUUCUAUUAGCCUGAAGGUGCAGUCAAGCCGUCUGCGAUAGCAUAUCUAGAUGGUUCAUAUCCCUUUCUAUAAAAUCAAGGACUAAGUAAUGCAAAAUAGCUCUCUUCCCUCCGUAGGCAGUAGUUCUGGUAGUCUUUUUCAGCAUUUCUUGUAAAUGACCCAGCCGUGGUUAACCCUAGAUGUUAUGGGUUUUGUCACCUGCUGUUCUGCAAAGGUGAAAUCUGGAAUACUGAUCCACUUAAUUGACCGGCUACAACAGUAAUGGAGUAUCUGUAUUUUGUGACUGAAGAUGUAUGCUAUUUAUCUAGGAGAUAAUAUUAAUAUGUUGAAACAUCUCUGUUUACAACAA